Messenger RNA from Homalodisca vitripennis (glassy-winged sharpshooter), 2474 nucleotides. Its product is annotated as glucose dehydrogenase [FAD, quinone]-like. Gene Ontology annotation, molecular function: flavin adenine dinucleotide binding; oxidoreductase activity, acting on CH-OH group of donors. Bases 1 to 1857 code for a protein of 618 amino acids. The record is from RefSeq and is a predicted model, not a curated record. Lineage: Eukaryota; Metazoa; Arthropoda; Insecta; Hemiptera; Cicadellidae. The transcript is spliced from 2 exons.
AUGAACUGCAACUGCCCGGUGACGCAGCCGGGGCCUACACUGGCCAGCACUUGCGGCGGUUCUUCUUUCAUGCUGUUCAUGGGUCUCUUGGAGGUCUUCAUCCGUUCCCAGUGUGACCUGGAGGACCCGUGUGGACGGCCAGUUUCUCGAGGCGUCCCCGAUAGAGAGUACGACUUCAUCGUAGUAGGUGCGGGCUCUGCAGGCGCGGUCGUGGCCAGCAGGCUCAGUGAAGUGCCUCACUGGCGGGUCCUGCUGGUCGAGGCGGGAGGCAACGAACCCACGGGAACACAGGUUCCGUCCAUGUUCCUCAACUUCUUGGGCACUUCCAUCGACUGGGGAUUCAGGACGGAGCCGGAAGACAUGGCAUGUCUUGCGGAGAACGAGCGGCGGUGUUACUGGCCUAGAGGAAAGGUUAUUGGAGGAACGAGUGUCCUCAAUGGCAUGAUGUACAUGAGAGGCAGCAGGAAGGACUUCGAUGACUGGGCGAAACUAGGGAACACUGGAUGGGCGUACCAAGACGUUCUACCUUACUUCCUCAAAUCAGAGGACAACCUGCAAGCAGACAUGAUGGACCCUGGUUUCCACGGUGUGGGAGGAUACUUACCCGUCACCCAGUUUCCAUACCACCCUCCACUUUCCCAUGCCAUACUGCAGGCAGCUAUCGAGUUGGGCUACCCUGUCCGUGACCUUAAUGGUGUGUCUCACACAGGGUUUGCCAUAGCUCAGACAACGAGUAAGAACGGUUCUAGGUUCAGUUCAUCUCGAGCUUUCCUCCGUCCUGUUAAAGAUAGACCUAAUUUGCAUAUUAUGCUCAACACAACUGUAGCUCGUGUUCUCGUCGAUCCCAAUAAGAAACAGGCAUAUGGAGUAGAAAUUAUCAGAGGGGAUGGAGGGAGGGAGAAUAUAUUGGCAAAAAAUGAAGUAGUUGUAUGUGGGGGGGCAGUUAAUUCCCCUCAAAUCCUUCUUUUGUCAGGAAUUGGGCCUCAAGAAGAUUUGACCAAAGUUGGAGUACCUGUAGUCCAUCACCUUCCAGGAGUUGGGAGAAACCUUCACAAUCAUGUGGCCUACUUCAUGAGAUUCUUCAUCAAUGAUACAUCUACAACACCCCUUAACUGGGCUACAGCUAUGGAAUAUCUUCUAUUCCGAGAUGGCCUUAUGUCAGGCACCGGUCUUUCAGACACUACUGGUUUUAUCAACUCCAAGUUCGCAAAUCCUAACGACGAUCACCCGGAUAUUCAAUUCUUUUUCGGUGGCUUCCUUGCAAACUGUGCUAGGACUGGGCAAGUCGGUGAGAGAACUGGUGAUGCAAUGAAUACUACAGGACCUCCACCACAAAGAGAGGUGAAUAUUAUUCCUGCAGUGCUACAUCCAAAGAGUCGCGGAUUUCUUAGAUUAAGAGACAAUAACCCUCUUUCACCUCCGAUGAUCUUUGCGAGGUACUUGACAAACCCCGCCGAUGUAGCCACAAUGAUAGAAGGAAUAAAGUUUGGUAUCAGACUCUCGGAGACUCAGGCUUUGCAAAAGUACGGUUUCAGAAUGGAUACAACUCCAGCCAUGGGGUGUGAAAAUAUUUCCUUCGGUUGUGACGCCUACUGGGAGUGCGCAAUCCGCAGAAACACUGGUCCAGAGAAUCACCAAGCUGGCAGCUGCAGAAUGGGACCUUCUGGUGAUCCUGGUGCCGUGGUAGAUCCUGAACUUAGAGUUCAUGGAGUGGACAAGCUGAGGGUUAUUGAUGCCUCUGUCAUGCCCAGUGUAACUUCCGGCAACACCAAUGCACCAACAAUAAUGAUUGCAGAAAAAGGAUCAGAUUUGAUUAAAAGCAGAUGGAUUGGGAAACAACUCUGGACCAAAUGGUGACAGAAUUUGCCAAAAUUGUUAGCAGGAAUUCCUACUAAUACUUGUAAUCUUGGAUUAUGAGAACUUUUAGAAUAAGUAUGUGAUGUAAUUUCACUGCUACAGCCAAAAUCUCUUUUAUAAUUAAAUAAUGUUUUAUAGGAAUAGCCAGUUUUUAAGUCUUGUACCAUAUUUUGUACAUAAUUGAAAUGAAUGUUAGGGUGAUGUGAGACUGAUUGAAUGAAUGUUGGCUCCCUUUGGCUUAUAAAUAUUUUGAGGCCAAAUAAUAUUUUUGACAAAACACAUUUCAUUCGAAGUUUUCAAAGUUCUCCAAAACUAAAUUGUUUGAAUUCCAUAAGUAUUCUAUUUUUAGUGAACAGAUUGCAAUGAUAAACAGCAAUGUCUAUUUUCAAAUUUAUUUAACUUGUACUGAAUACUAUACAAAUAUUCGUUAAAUUAAUAUUGUGGAAUAUUAUAGGUCCUUUGUUUUACUCUUCAACAAAUGAAUGUGAUAGUUGUCAAGAAAAUUAUUUAUAACUAAAAAUAAAAAGAUACUAACAAACUUUUAAAGUUUGAAUUAAAACGUUUAAAAUAAUGUCUAAUAAUGCUCUUCAUUUGAAGUUUGUUUUUGACAAUGGAAG